Molecule: messenger RNA, 2403 nt
Organism: Thyridium curvatum
Lineage: Eukaryota; Fungi; Ascomycota; Sordariomycetes; Thyridiales; Thyridiaceae
Exons: 3
Coding region: 1-2403 (800 amino acids)
Source: RefSeq, a predicted model, not a curated record
AUGUCGUCGUCUGACGAUAGCGACAGCGACAGCGACGAUAGCUCGCUCAGCUACUCGGAUUCCGACUCGUCAUCUGACGAUGAUGAAGAAACCAGCGGAAUCACUGGGGAGCAGGAAUCUCAGUACAAUGACAUCGACGGACUGGUCCCCGCUGAUUCCGAAAUGGGUGAAAUUGGAACCUGCGUCUUUCAAGAUGGGGCCGACGGUGGCAGUGAUAGACGGCUCUAUGGCGGUGUUGAUCUGGGCUCCGAUAGCGUACACAGCUACGGUGGAGGUAUUCGAGGUGCCAUCAUGGCCCUUCAAGAACCCGCCGAGAGUCAUCACGAGGACGAUUUAUCAACCUCUCCGCCAGCUAUCGGAGCAACAUGUGAAGAUGGUACAGUGACGACACAAAAGUUGGGUUUGCGAUCGACGACAGAGGAAAUUGCCGAGCAGAAAAUACAGUUUCUUGAACGACGGGUCAAAAGAGACAUGUCACUCUACCACCAACCUCUCGUACAAGUACAACACAUGAACCUCAACUACGGCACCAUCACGCGUCAGAAUAACCAGGAGCCGCAAGAAGAGUUGAUUUGGUGUUUCGAAUGCUGCUGCGCUUGCGUCCCAGCGAGAGUAUCCCCAUCACCCAGAUACACAUCCUUGCCCGGUCCUUCAUUUAUUCGGGUCUUCAUACUUCAUCCUGGAGGAGGAGAUAGCACUCUUUCCGGCAGCCUGGAGGCAUUGAACUUAAACGAUGCCAAAUCACACUACGAAGCGAUAUCAUAUCGAUGGGGCCCUCCUAAACCGCGAAAGGCAAUGCUGCUGUCCGGUAGAAUGGUCUACAUCAGCCGCAGUCUCCAUUCCAUGCUUCUUGAUCUGAGACAUCGCCACAGAGACAGGAUACUCUGGGCAGACGCUCUAUGCAUCAACCAGGCGGACUAUUCCGAGCGCAAACAGCAAGUGUCAAUGAUGCAGCGGAUCUACACACGGGCAUCGAGGGUGAUCAUCUAUCUCAAAGGGGAAAAUGAUCAUGUGCAGGACUGCUUUUCGGUUGUCCAGGAUCUCACAUCUGCCUGGUUGACCUUUCAGAAGAGUGAAGUUGCCAUUUACAAUGGCCAUGUGUCCCCCGAAAGCAUCUACGAUGGUGUCAUCAGCAGCUUCAAAAUGGGAAGAAUAGCAGAGAUUUUCAAGAAUUGCUACUGGACCCGCCUAUGGAUGGUCCAGGAAGUGGUUUCAGCUCGCACUGCGGUUGUCCAGUGGAACGGCCAGCUGCUGUCUUGGACUCUACUCGGACUUGCCACCACUCUGAUUAGGAACAACGCGAGCUUGUGGAAGAUGUUCACUUCGGCAAUGUUAUCGCGGAGGGCCAAGACUGGAUUCAUGAAUGCGUAUCUCAUGUACCGGCUACCUUCUGCCGGGUUCCGUACCGACUCCUUAUCGUUCUUAGACCUCCUCCGUCUGACGAGGAACUUUGACGUCACAAUGCCCCUUGAUCGCGUCUAUGCCACGCUCGGCAUCCCAAGCCAACAGACGGGCCCCGGACGCAAGUUUGUCACUCCCGACUACCGUCUCUUACUUGAAGGGCUAUACACGCGCGUCUUCCACUGGGUUACGACUACUCAUGAGAUACCUCUGGAAAUCUUGUCUGCUGUCCGACAUACGGACAAGUCCAUUCCCAACUUUCCGACGUGGAUCCCCCAAUGGCAUGUUGAGCCCAUCCGGAGUAUCGGGUCAUCUCACAGGAAGGGUAUGAAAUUUGACGCUUCCGCAGGGUGGUCUGGCAAGCCAUUACUGGAAGUCUCUUGGAGGCUCGAUGGGCGCAGCCUGACAUUGGAGGGCUUUGUUCUCGGAACAAUCAUAGCAUCAAAGCCGGUCCUCCCUCCGAUACUGUCAAAAGCGGCUAGGGUACCCGCCAACUACACAUCCGAUCAUCGCCAGGCGCUAGCGACCUGGACAGCCCAGCACUUUCCAGACAACAAAUAUGUUCGGUCAAGGCUCAGCCUCACACUUACCGCUGGCCAGGACUGGUAUGGUGCCAUCCUCAGGCAACAGGAUGCUUUAAGCAAGCACCAGGCGUCAUUUGAAAGCUGGAUACAGCAGUAUUCUCCGUCGCAAGGAAACCAGAUCGCAGCCGGAGAUGUAAAGCAAUACGAUCAGGCUGUGGAGAGUGUAUGCCGCGGAAGGAAAUUGUUCGCCGCCACGGGAUGUCAGAUGGGCCUGGGCCCUGAAUGCCUGGCAUCUGGUGACGUGGUCUGUGUGAUUCUAGGAGGCCCGGUCCCAUACGUUCUGCGGCCUUGCCGAGGUGGGAGAUAUCAGUUUGUGGGCGAGUGCUAUGUGCCUGGCUACAUGGCUGGAGAGGCGGUAGCAGAGUGGACGACACCUAGUUCCACGGCUUUGAACCCGCGCCGGUUUGUACUUCUUUGA